UUUAAAGUAAGCGGAAAAAGAAAGUCGACCGACGACGUCGCCUUGAAGUCAGUUAGAGAAGAGAAGAGUGGUUAAUAAUAUAUUUAAAGGGAAGCACGAGUUUUGACGUUACUCUCUCUAACUCCUAGAUCCAAGAAGGCAAGAACUCUCACACUUCUUUGAUCUUUUGAUCAAACUUUUCCAGGGUUAGGUUUGGAAGUAGAGAAAGAAAGAAGAAUGGGGAGAUCAUCGCCAAGAAGAGGGCAGAGAUCGAAGGGAUUCAAGGUCAAACACUGUCUUCAGUUCACUCUCUUGCUCGCUGUUGGCAUAUGGCUGCUUUAUCAGCUCAAGCAUUCUCAUGAUGAUGACAAGAAGGCUGUGUUUGAUGAGACUGCUGCAAAGACUGUUGCUGCUGGGGAUCAAGUGGUGAAGUUUGGAAGGAAAGAUCUUAACCCUCGAGUUGAGGGGACUAAGAAGAAUGAUGAAGAGAUUUUAGAGAGGGAGGAGGAGAGAGGCGAGGAGAAUGUGGUAGAAGGGAGUGAUGACAAGGAAACUCAAGGUACAGGGAAUGAAGAAAGCGAUGGUGAGAGUGAGGAGGGUGGAGGCGAGACGAGUAACGAAGAAGCUAGAGAGAAGAAUUACAAGGGUGAUGAUGCUUCCAGUGAGAUGGAGGAGAAGGGUGGAAAAGUGGGAGUGGAGGAAGAGAGUAAGUCUAACAACACUACUGAGACUGUCAGUUUCCAUGAAGACGAGUCUGGUCCAAAGACUGAACAGCUAGUUAAAGAUACUGUCAUUAAGAAUGUUUUUUCCAACACAACCGAGGAGACUGGUGGUGAUGAUGAUAAGCAACAAGAGACCAAGAAUGAGUCGGAGGAGAACACUACUAGUUUAUCAGGAGGUAACAACGAGUCUGAUGAAACAAUAACUAAGAAUGUGGUGUUGGAGAAGGGUUUCUCUGAUUCUAAUGGUGAAUUGCCUGAGAGUAACCAGACAACUUCUAAUGCAACUGAAAAGACCACUGGUUACCAAGAAACUAAAAACGAAGAAGACGAGCAGGAGAAGACGCAAUCUUCUCAGCUCUCAUCUGAAGUGGAAAGCAAAAGCAAAGAAGAGUCCUCGUCCCAAGACGACAGUAAAGAGGAAGAACCCGAGGAAAAGAAGAAAGAAGACUCUUCAUCCCAAGAGGAGAGUAAAGAGGAAGAGCCACAUAACAAGGAGAAAGAAGAGCCUUCAGUCCAAGAGGAAAAGGAGAAAGGAGAGGCUUCUUCACAAGAGGAGAAUGAAAACAAAGAAAUUGAGAACAUUGAGAAAGUAGAGUCUUUGUCCCAAGAGGAGAAUGGGGGCAAAGAAACCGAGAAAGUAGAGUCUACUUCACAAGAGGAGAAUGAAAGCAAAGUAACCGAGAAGAGGGAGAAAGAAGAGUCCUCAGAAUCUCAGCAAACGGGAAACACCAACAGUGAGAAGAAAAUUGAACAGGUGGAGUCUACUGAUUCUUCAAACACACAGGAAAAGAGGGACGAACAAGAAACUGAUGGAAGCAAGAGUCAUUCUGGCAACGAGCAAAGCAAGUCAGCUUCUGGAGAUGUCAAGGAAACAGAGAAUGACACAUCAAAAACCGAGUCCAAUAAGGAGAAAAACAACAAAGUUGGUGAAACAGAGGAGUCCCAGAGCGAUCAAGAACAUACAAAGGAUGCUCGAACUGAUCUGAAAACUAAGCCCGAGUCUAACAAUGGAUUCACCAGCGACAAAGUCGUAGCUGAGUGAGUCCCUUGACCAAAGUCGUCCGUCAUGUACUGUACACAUACUCUAAACACUGUUUCAUGUAAUGGGCAACUAAAUCCCAAUUAGUAUUACUGAGUUUUGAGACCAAUCAAUAUAAUAUAAAAUAAAACAUCUCCAGUUCUGUCUCAAUAUCUUAUUAUGAUGAAGAAUCUCCAUAUUAUUGAAAUUGAAUCACAAGCAUUUGAUGAUAACAAAACAAAAGUACUAUUCUUAUUUCCCAACAAGAGUGGUGUAUCAAAUGACUGACAACGUUAAAACAAAGUUUGAUAAGCAUUCCGCCUUUCAAAAGAACAAAAAAAAAA
Messenger RNA from Brassica oleracea var. oleracea, 2063 nucleotides. Its product is annotated as dentin sialophosphoprotein. Lineage: Eukaryota; Viridiplantae; Streptophyta; Magnoliopsida; Brassicales; Brassicaceae. Bases 217 to 1743 code for a protein of 508 amino acids. The record is from RefSeq and is a predicted model, not a curated record. The transcript has 2 exons.